GCUUCUUCCGACAUUCUGCCAGCUCCCAAAUUGUCGCUGAACUUUCUCCCUAUAAAUAGUAAAAGCUAGCGUUAGCUAAGUUAGCUGACCUCUCCAUGGCACCUCUCCGGGUCCUGUGUAUUCACGGUUACCGGCAGAACGGCAGCUCGUUUCGGGAAAAGACGGGAGCUCUGCGGAAGCUGCUGAAGAAACAAGUGGAGCUCGUAUACCUGAGUGCACCACACAGUGUGCAGCAAGCCAGCAGUGAAGCUCAAGGGAAGGAGAGUGGUUCAGGUCCUGGACCUGGAGGUGACGAGGACCCCAGGGGUUGGUGGUUUUCUGACGGCCAGGCUCGGAGUUUCAGCGCUCAGCAGCAGUGUGAGGAAAGCCUUGGGCUCGAUGAGAGCGUGGCGGCUGUGAGAGAAGCUGUUAAAAUCCAAGGUCCAUUUCACGGCAUCCUGGGCUUCAGUCAGGGAGCAGCAUUUGUGGCCAUGUUGUGCUCUCUUCAGGAGCAAAAACUUGAGCCAGUUUUCAGCUUUAACUUUGCCAUCCUUGUCGCUGGUUUCCCAAGUGCAUGUAAGGAACACCAAAAAUUCUACAACCCUCCCCUCCAGAUCCCCUCCCUGCAUGUGUUUGGACUGGAAGACAGAGUCAUCCCUGACAACAUGAGCAGGGAGCUCCUUCCUUCCUUCCGAGACCCUCAGGUCUUGGCGCAUCCUGGUGGUCAUUUUGUUCCUGCUGCAUCUGCCCACAGACAAGCCUACCAGGACUUUCUCAAGGGGUUCCAGUGAGCAUCGACGUCACAGAAACCCAGGUGCUGAAUAAUGAAUGGCUGUGAAUUAGACUCAAUUCAAAGAAUGUUGAUUGUUUAAUGCUCAGAAAAGUCUUGUGAUACCAUAAUUGAUACCAGAUGCGCGCUGGGUAUAAAUGCCAAGUUCAAACUCAUGGUUCUCUGGAAGUACUUUUUUGUGAUCUAUUCCAUCCAAAACAGAACAAUGACUGCUGUCUUUCUCCGGUAAAAGACAAAUAAAUUAAAUGACUAUUGUUUAUUUAUUGUAA
Messenger RNA from Eleginops maclovinus (Patagonian blennie), 1038 nucleotides. It is a transcript of the gene ovca2, whose product is annotated as OVCA2 serine hydrolase domain containing. Gene Ontology annotation, cellular component: nucleus; cytoplasm. NCBI's taxonomy places the organism in Eukaryota, Metazoa, Chordata, Actinopteri, Perciformes, Eleginopidae. Gene Ontology annotation, biological process: response to retinoic acid. Gene Ontology annotation, molecular function: hydrolase activity. The transcript is spliced from 3 exons. The record is from RefSeq and is a predicted model, not a curated record. The coding region runs from base 96 to 770 and encodes 224 amino acids.